Molecule: messenger RNA, 2352 nt
Organism: Aspergillus clavatus NRRL 1
Lineage: Eukaryota; Fungi; Ascomycota; Eurotiomycetes; Eurotiales; Aspergillaceae
Product: glycoside hydrolase family 92 protein
Exons: 2
Coding region: 1-2352 (783 amino acids)
Biological process (GO): protein quality control for misfolded or incompletely synthesized proteins; protein deglycosylation; carbohydrate metabolic process
Cellular component (GO): cytosol; nucleus
Molecular function (GO): carbohydrate binding; peptide-N4-(N-acetyl-beta-glucosaminyl)asparagine amidase activity
Source: RefSeq, a predicted model, not a curated record
AUGAUGAUAAGAACGUGGACAGCGCUAGCGCUGCUGCAGCUAACCCCCCUCCUCGCACCUCUGGCCCACGGCCAACCCACGUUCGACGUGCUGGACUUCGUCGACCCGCUCAUCGGCACCGCGAAUGGCGGCCACUCCUUCGCCGGGGCCACGCUCCCCUUCGGCAUGGCCAAGGCGGUUGCCGACACAGACGGCGAGAACCAAGCCGGGUUCGCCUCGGACACCACCGUCGUCACGGGCUUCAGCCACAUGCACGACAGCGGCACCGGCGGGUCGCCGUCGCUCGGCAACUUCCCGCUCUUCGCGCAGCCCAGCUGUCCCGACGACGACCUCAACCGCUGCGUCUGGCAGCAGGCCGACCGCGCCGUGGCGUGGGUGCCGGGCUCGCCGCGCGCGCGGCCGGGCUACUUCGGCCUCUCACUGGCGAACGGCGUGCACGCCGAGAUGACGGUGACGAACCGCUCGGCGCUGUACCGGUUCCGCUUCGCCGCGGGGGCCGCCCGCUCCCCCGUCAUCGGGGUCGAUCUCGUAGACCUGCCGCGCUCGCGCACCGCGGGCACGGCGGCGGUGGACCCGGCGACGGGCCGGCUGACGGGCAACGGGACGUUCAGCCCGAGUUUCGGGCUCGGGCGGUACGAGCUGCACUUCUGUGCGGACUUCCGGGGCGCGCAGGUGCGCGAUGCGGGCGUGUGGAUGCGGGACCGCGCGGGCACGGGCGCGAACCAGACGUCCGUGCGGCUGGCGCAGGACGGGACGCUGUCGGCGGGCACGUUUGUGCGGUUCCAGGCGCCGGCGGACGCGAGCGGCAUUCUGGCGCGGGUGGGCGUGAGCUUCAUCAGCGUGGAGCGGGCGUGCGCCAAUGCGGAGCGAGAGCAGCCGGAUUUCGACUUCGAGGGGACGGUGGCUGCGGCCGAGGCGGCGUGGAGGGAGAAGCUUGGGGUGGUCGAGCUCGAUGCCGAGGGGGUGUCGCCGGACCUGCAGAAGGUGUUUUGGAGCGGCGUGUAUCGCGCCAUGAUCAGCCCGCAGGACUACACGGGCGAGAACCCGCGGUGGGAGAGCGACGAGCCGUACUACGACAGCUACUACUGUAUCUGGGACUCGUACCGCGGGGUGCACCAGCUGCUGACGGUGCUGGACCCGCUGUCGCAGUCGCGCAUGAUCCGCAGCCUGGUGGACAUCUACCGCCACGAGGGAUACCUCCCGGACUGCCGCAUGUCGCUGUGCAAGGGAUACACGCAGGGCGGGUCCAACGCCGACGUGCUCAUCGCCGAAGCGUUCCUCAAGAACGUCAGCGACGUGGACUGGGCCACGGCCUACGAGGCCGUGGUCAAGGACGCCGAGGUGGAACCGGCCAACUGGGACGUCGAGGGCCGCGGCGGCCUCCAGAGCUGGAAGCAUCUCGGGUAUAUCCCGACGGACGACGAUGACUCGGAUGGGACGGGGACACACACGCGCAGCAUCUCGCGCACGGUCGAGUAUGCGUACGAUGACUUCUGCAUUGCGGAACUGGCGCAGCGGCUGGGACACACGGCCGACUACGAGAAGUACACGCAGCGCGCCUCCAACUGGCGCCACAUGUUCAAGGAAGACCAGACCUCGUCGAUCAACGGCAAGGACACCGGCUUCACCGGCUUUCUGCAGCCGCGCUAUCCCAAUGGGACGUGGGGAUACCAGGAUCCUAUUUUCUGUAGUCCGCUGUACAACUUCACCUCGUGCUAUCUCAACCCGGACGGGCAUGAGACCUACGAGGGCAGCUGCUGGCUCUACACGUUCUACGUACCACAAGACAUGGCCGCCCUGAUCGCCCAGCUGGGAGGCCCGGAAACCUUCACCUCCCGCCUGUCCUAUCUUCAUGAUUCGGGAAUCCUCUACAUCGGCGAUGAACAGGCCUUCCUCCCCGUCUUCCAAUUCCACUAUGCGGGCCGCCCCGCGCUCUCUGCCGAGCGCACGCACUUCUACAUCCCCUCGCAGUUCAACGCGACGGUCCCCGGCAUUCCCGGCAACGACGACGGCGGCGCCAUGGGCUCGUUCGCCGCAUGGAGCAUGAUGGGGUUCUGGCCCGUGCACGGCCAGGACGUGUACCUGAUCAGUCCACCGUUCUUCAAGGAGGUCAGCAUCCGCAACCCGCAAACGGGGAAGGUGGCCACGGUGCGGAACGUCAAUUUCGAUCCGAGUUAUCAGGCGGUGUACAUCCAGAGUGCGAAACGGAAUGGCAAGCCGUGGACGCGGAAUUGGAUCUCGCAUGAUUUCUUCGCCGAGGGAGGCGUGCUGGAGCUGGAGUUGGGGACGGAAGAGAGUGCGUGGGGGACGCGGGUGGAGGAUUUGCCGCCUAGUAUGAGCGAUGAGAAGUAA